Rhagoletis zephyria (snowberry fruit fly) is the source of this 1050-nucleotide messenger RNA. RefSeq lists its product as uncharacterized. The record is from RefSeq and is a predicted model, not a curated record. NCBI's taxonomy places the organism in Eukaryota, Metazoa, Arthropoda, Insecta, Diptera, Tephritidae.
UGCUUUAAUACUAUACUGCAAUGCAAAUACUAUUAAUCUAUCCUGUUGUCCAUAAUAAUAGUCAUGUUAAGCUAGAGACCACGUUUGCGGCAAAAUGUAGCGAUAAAUUUCAACCACUCCACAACUGCAAUAACACUCUGGUGGCUAAAGUGUGCAAACCGGCUCACUCAAAUCACUUAAAUCAGGUGCUAAACAAUAACACAGCGACUUGCUCAUCAGAAUCAGCGUAUCAUAUACCACCAGUUCAAAAAAUAGAGGGAGGCAUUAUUAUACUUAAUAACGUGCCACCAACAACAAUACUUGAUCAACGAAAAUUGGAAAUUAAAGGAUCGUAUUUGCUUCUUUUUCGAGAUUCCAUCACUAUAAAUGAUACAACCUACGUGACAAAAAAGGAACCGAUUUAUAUCCAACCACAUCCUCCGAAGACGGUAUCGAUUAACUACUUGGAACACCAUACAAGUUUGUCCCUACCAUAUCUGCAUAAAAUUUACAUCGAUGUUUCUCGCAUUCAGAGGGCUUAUCUUUUCAUCGUACUUUCUUGUGGAAAAUUUUUUCUUUCCCUCCAUUACUAAUCAUCGCAAUGACAAUUCUUUUCAUCUACCGCAGAAAAAAUCGACAAUUAAUAAAGCAAAUACUAAGAGGGCAGUGGAGGAAAUUUUUGCACAAGUCGAGGGCGACUCGUCUUAAGAGGGGAGAAGUUAGCGUAUUACACAGCUGCAAAUCUAAAAUAGCGGUUUGAUGAUUCCUUAGAAUCACUCCCACAUUCUUGGUUAUUUGUAAAUAAAUCGCACAGCUUACUCCGACGCCUGCAUAGCUUCUUGGAUAUUUGUAAAUAGACUUCACAGCUGUCAAGCUGAUAGACAAUUCUUCAGAAUCACUUCCACGCCUGUCUUGCUGUUCAGUUACAUUCCAAAACGGACACCUGAUAGCGUACGUGACUUUGGGCAGCUUUCGGCAGGGCAGCCGGCAAUGCAUUCAUACCAACACACAAACAGAGCUACCGGCGCAUCGAUACUAAGUCAGCCAGAUCGGGCAGCGCAUCUACACCAA